Molecule: messenger RNA, 1907 nt
Organism: Fopius arisanus
Lineage: Eukaryota; Metazoa; Arthropoda; Insecta; Hymenoptera; Braconidae
Product: protein tumorous imaginal discs, mitochondrial
Exons: 4
Coding region: 96-1673 (525 amino acids)
Biological process (GO): negative regulation of apoptotic process; protein folding; response to heat
Cellular component (GO): mitochondrion
Molecular function (GO): ATP binding; heat shock protein binding
Source: RefSeq, a predicted model, not a curated record
AGCUAGUUUUUACGAAAAAUUUUGAGCGACAACAGUGUAAUUUCGGUCAAAAGUCAUCCCUCAAGAAACCGCGUGCAUGGGUCUUUCGUUUCAACAUGGCGAGCGGCAAGGGUAUCGCUGCAAUUCUUCGAACCCGGGGAAUUUGUACUAUCAGUGCUAGGAAAACUGGAAAGUUUCAAAAUCAAGUUUUAUUACAAUGUAAUGAUUGCCAACGACAGUUUGCUACCGUUACACCGGGUGUCGAUACCUGGAUCCGUAGUGCAAGUGAAAAAUUUUCAGGAAAAUUACUGACAAGACAUUUCCACAUAUCAUCGCGAUGGUCAGCUGCUCGUAAAGAUUACUAUGAGAUUCUGGGGGUCUCGAAGAACAGUGCAGCCAAGGACAUAAAGAAAGCCUACUAUCAAUUAGCUAAAAAGUAUCAUCCAGAUACUAAUAAGAAUGAUCCAAAUGCAAGUAAGAAAUUUCAAGAGGUAUCCGAGGCUUACGAGAUUCUCAGUGACGAGGCCAAGAGAAAGGAGUAUGAUACGUGGGGGACGACCUCCGAGCAGAUGGGGAUGGGGGCAAAUAGUGGAGGAUUCCCAGGUGGUGCAGAAGAAGCUUACAAACACAACUGGGAUUUCCGGGCUAGUGUCAAUCCAGAGGAAUUGUUUAGGAAGAUUUUUGGAGAGGAGGGAUUCAAGGCACACUUUAGCGAUCAGGAGGAUUUUGCUGAUUCUAGAUAUGGAUUUGGUACUGCUCAAGAGGUGAUCAUGAAUCUGACGUUUUCUCAAGCUGCAAGGGGUGUUAACAAGGAAAUUACUCUCAACGUUGUCGACACUUGUCCAAAAUGUGGGGGUUCGAGGUGUGAGCCGGGUACCAAGGCGCUGAGAUGUCACAUUUGCCAUGGCACUGGAAUGGAGACUAUUAGCACUGGACCAUUCGUCAUGAGAUCAACCUGUAGGGCUUGUCAUGGCACGAGGAUGUAUAUCAAGCAUCCAUGUCAAGAAUGCGACGGCAAAGGGCAAAAUGUCCAAAGAAAAAAAGUGAUAGUUCCGGUACCAGCUGGUGUUGAGGAUGGGCAAACGAUUCGUAUGGCCGUGGGCAACAAAGAGGUGUUUGUAACAUUCCGAGUGGAGAAAUCACGCUAUUUCAGGCGAGACGGAGCUGAUGUACAUACCGAUGCUGAGAUAUCGCUAUCACAAGCAGCAUUGGGUGGCGCAAUUAGAAUCCAAGGUGUCUAUGAGGACCAUACAAUUCAGAUAAAGUCAGGAACGUCGUCUCAUACGAAAGUGCGACUGAGUGGCAAAGGAAUGAAGAAAGUCAAUGGAAUGGGCUACGGGGACCACUACGUGUCUAUUAAGGUCUUGGUGCCCACUACAUUAUCCGAGAAACAGAAGGCCUUGCUGCUCGCUUAUGCUGAACUCGAGCGAGAUACACCAGGAUCUGUUCACGGAGUAACCAAUAAAACUGAUGGUACAAAACAAUGUUAUGAGGGACCCCUACACCUAUUGGAGCUGAUACGUUGUGCCUUGGGGGAAAUACCACGGAAAAUCAACCAUGAUCCAUCAUAUUCGCAUUCACAAGGUCCUGGGGACGUACCCCAGAUUAAAAGGACGAAUCCCUCUGAUGGGACGAAAAAAAUGGCCGCUAAAAGUGACCGGCAUCAAUUAAAAAUGGAUCAGAAGAUGUCAUGAUCCGUUCCGAGUAUGAGUAAUUUAUUGUUGUUAUUGAAGAAAAAUUGAAUUGUAUUUGUACGAUGGUUGCAACAAAAACCAUAGUCGUUUUCUUCGCACUAGCGUACUCUUCCUUCACUUGGAGAGCUAUUAAUCGUAUUGGUGCUGUUGAGUGGGUACAUUAAUAAUGGAAGUAGCAAAGUUCAACGAUUACAAAUGUCAGAAAUGUAAAAUAAAUCUUUCAUGCAUAUUAAA